Messenger RNA from Spodoptera litura, 3480 nucleotides. Its product is annotated as inner nuclear membrane protein Man1. Gene Ontology annotation, biological process: nuclear envelope organization; negative regulation of BMP signaling pathway. The record is from RefSeq and is a predicted model, not a curated record. Lineage: Eukaryota; Metazoa; Arthropoda; Insecta; Lepidoptera; Noctuidae. Gene Ontology annotation, molecular function: chromatin DNA binding.
UUAAAAUAUUUCAUGGCAACACUAAAUAACGACGUUCUUUCGCGGUGCGUGCGACAUGACGCGCCGGUGAAUUUUAUUAUAAAUUUGACGUAAUUCUUCAGUGCAUAUCUCGAAAAUAAGACUUCACAAUGGCCGAUCAAGUCGACUCAAUGUCAGAUGCGGAGCUACGAACGAAACUUGCAGAGCAUGGGUUUCCUAUUAUGCCUAUUACGGCAUCCACAAGAAAGUUGUUGGUGAAAAAGUUGAAAUUAGUGUUAGACAACAAAAGUAAACCACGAGCUAGCGUCGAUAACAAGGCCGACACAAGGCGGUCACUUGCACGCUAUUCAAGCGGCGAGGAGUCCGAUUUGGAUACAACUGCUAAUGCUAAAGAGAAACGUGGCCGCCGGGCAACGACCGGAGGGGCGAUGCUGCCACCUGCAGCCAACAAGGCACGUCGCCCGCCUCCGAAGAAAGGUUCUCCCGCUAAACGGGAUUCUGACAAAGGUUCCGAAUCAGACGAAGAAAAACCUGUGAGAACACACGAAGAAGUUGAAACUGUGACCACUCGCACUAUCAAGCGCACUUACGCGGCAAACGAUGCGGACGACUACGAGACUGGCUCCGACAGCGAUGUUGACGCCGACAAGAAGACAUCUAGUCCUUUCCGAAGCAAUUCUAGGUCAAGUGACUACAUCUCUAGCACAUUACCAAGUGUUGAUGUCAACAUUAGUCCCCCUAAGACAUCAGUGUUCUCCCGUGCAUCCAUCAUACCAACAAACUAUUCAUCUACAUACUCAUCCGGUAUGACUUCUUCUGAUAAUCUCAAUUCAAUACGAUCACGGUUAGGUUUAACAUCUUCAUUGGCAGAUCGUCCAUCUACUAUUCCAACUUCUAACUAUAGCUCCAACUAUUCAACAAGUACUUACCAGCCAUCUACUUCUACUAUUGAUGAGGUAGAAUCUCCAUAUUUAAGUAACUUCACAAGACGUUUAUCGGCACUUAAGUCGGAUCCACCAAAACCUGCAUCAUCUUAUCUUGACCGUGACACCAACAAUGGAAGUACUGUGUUGCCCCGCAGGUCUUACAUCACUGGUGUGAACCGUUCUGAUAUAGUAGAUUAUAAAUCUGCUACAGACAAGAAAUUUUUGAAGAAUAACCUUGUUUCACUUGCUCUGGUUGUGUUAGUUGCACUUUUUUUUUUUUGCUUAUUUUUCAUGUAUAUAGUUAAGAAAAACGACAUCACAUCAGUGGUGGACGAUCAGAACAGUGUCAUACCAAUCUGUCAGUUGAACAUACCUGGCAAUCGACCAGGUAUAAAUUGUGUGCCUAAAGAACAAGUCAGUUAUGCUAAAGAUCUCCUCAAAGUCAUACACCCUGAAUUAACUAGUCGAAUAGCAUCAUACAAAUGUGGUCAGGCAGGAACACUGCCUUAUCUCACAGAACGGGAAAUAAUUGACAUUGCCAGUGCCAAGGCAGAUACCCAUGAUGUCAGCCAGUGUCGCACUGACCUCAAUAACUUGCAAGUUCUUCUCAUAAACAACCCUCGCUGGGGACUGAAUGUGGUCCAGUUGAAAAACCUUUACACAAAAGAUAUUGAGUACUCUCCAAUUGCUUCUACUGACCUGAUUGUCCAACAAAGGACUAAAGGUACAGUUGCCAUCACACUCUCAGAUCCAUCAACACCUUUGUCAUGCUUAUUUGUCAACACUUUGUACUCUGCUGGGUCCAGUCUUAUUGUAGUUGCCCUUCUAACUUUACUUGGCUUAGGCCUUCAAAGAGCUUACAAAUAUUAUGUGAUGUAUCAGAAGAGAAAGAGUGAAGAGAUCUAUUCUAUGGUUGAACAAAUUAUUGAUGUGAUAUCUCAAGAGACUGAGGAUAGUGGAGAACCAUACAUAUCUGUGGACCAUGUGAGGGAUACUCUCAUCUCACCUCAAAACAGGGAGAAAAUGGCUUCUGUUUGGGAUGCUGCCGUCAAGUUUAUUCAAAGGAAUGAGAGCAGAGUGCGCAUGGAAGUACAAUCCGUGGACGGAGAGGAUUGCCGCGUCUGGAGGUGGAUUUCUGCCCACAGCAGCCCAAAACGCAGUGCAUCGUGGCAAGGCCAGGCUUUUGAAACUCAGGAAGGCUCUGUUAACAACUUAGUAGUCUCUCCAACUCCCUGCCUCAAAAUUCGACACAUGUUCGACAAAAACGACGACAACCCUCUAUUGAGGGUGAAGAUCCAGGACGCUAUUUUGGAAAAAUGUGACACGCACUGCAACAUCCUGCACAUCGACAUCGACCGCACGUCGUGCUGCGUCUACGUCAAGUGCGCCUCCCCGGCCGACGCCGGCGUCGUCUACCGCAGUCUGCACGGCUGGUGGUACGAGGGCCGACUCAUCACCGUCAAGUACUUGCGCCUCGAGCGCUACAUGCAGCGUUUCCCCACGUCGCCGUCUACCGGGCCCUACCUCACGUUGACCCGACACCCGCGCCGCGGUCUCUGGCCCGAUGAGUAGACCUGACCUACUGGCUACCGGUGCAGCGCCACUUCGGGGAUGUUAUACUUGUGUGUUACGGAAGUUUCAGAACUUUACCUGAAUGCUUCAUUAUUUAUUGCGAGUAACUUUCAAGGAUUGUUGUCUGUAGCUCAAGUUCAUUUCAUUGCAUUUCUUUCGGGUUUAUAAAAUGAUGAUUGAUUUGCCAAUGGCAUAGGUAAAAAUGUUAAAGAUUGCAUGCAUAUUGACUAUAAAUUAAUUCGGUUUUUGUUUUCUAACAUAUUUUCAUAAUAAAUACACUGCAUAAUAUUUGUUCAUUUGUAUUUCUCCCAUUUACUUCAUAUUAGAUUGAUAUUGGUAAUUUGAAAAGUGUUUUUAAAUAGUCAUCUGGUUUGUACGAAGUCUUGCCUGAAAACGUCAAUGAUUGUAAUAAUAUAUUGUACCUGUGUUAUAUUUUGUUAUUAUAAACUAUAUCCCAAAUACGGGCCACGCCCCAUAACAUGUACUAAGCUUAAAAUACUUGUACUUGUCAAUUAAAUUGUUUAAGACUUCGGUAGUCACUGAUCUGAUUUAUUUCCUUAGGUGCUGGUCUUAACUUAAUGCCUUAGAUUUGAAGGAAAAAUGUUUUUUCAAUAGUAGUAGCAAAUAAAAUGUUCUCUUCUGAAUUGUUGUAAAUAUUUCACAUCACAUGUUUCAGAUGUAUUUCUACUGUUUCGAUUUAAGUUACGAAGUUUCAAGGGCUUAUAUUUGUUAUUGAAUUUACUGAUGUUUUGGAACAAAUUGUUUAAAAAAAUGAUAGUUUUAAGUAGGAUAAGUUUCAUAGGGUAUACCGACGCAUACACACAUUUGGUUUAUUUUCUUAUAUCAUAAGUAUCGACGCGACAGCACAACGCGAGGAGACCUAGGUGUGUUUUAAUUUCGUAUAAAUUGACAUUUUGUUCUUAAGUAUUUCUACUAACUUCACUAUACUUAAUAUCUAGUUAUUUUUAUGGAUUGAUUUUCAUUUUUUAAUAAAUUGAUUAAG